UACGUUCAAUUGAGUCUACAACAAUGCCUGCUUCUCCGCAAAAGCGAGCUGCGUCUCCCCGAAGGAGCCCGAAGAAGUCUCCCCGCAAAAGCCCAAAGAAGUCUCCGAGGAAGAGGUCAGCCUCUCCUCGUCGUCGUCGUAGGAGCAAUGCUCGUGCUGCCACCCAUCCUCCCGUCCUCGAGAUGAUACGGGCAGCCAUCACCGCCAUGAAGGAGCGCAGGGGGUCAUCCGUCUCCAAAAUCAAGAGUUACAUCGCCGCCAACUACCGCGUCAACAUGGCCAAUCUUCAGCCCCACAUCCGCCGUGCUCUCAGAAGCGGCGUUACCAGCGGUGCCCUGAAGCAAGUCACUGGCACUGGAGCUACAGGAAGGUUCCGCGUAGGAGUCGUGCCUAGACCCAAGAAGGCCAGGAAGACAUCUGCUGCUGCCGCUGCCAAGAAGCAGAGGGCUCGCGCCAGGGCCGUUGCCAAGCGAGCCAAGGCAGCCGCCAGGAGGAAGGCUGCUGCUGCCAAGAAGAAGGCCACUGCUGCGAAGAGGAAGGCUGCCAGGAAGGCCAAGAAAGUAAGGAGGCCAAAGAAGGCAGCUCCUAAGCGAAGGCCAGCUGCCAAGAAAGCCGCCAAGAAAUCAACAAAGAAGUCUCCCAAGAAGGCGAAGAAGGCAGUAAAGCGCAGGCCAGCUGCUAAGAAGACGAGACGCUCUCCCAGGAAGAGUGCAAAGGCACGGCGCCGAUCCCCAAGGAAGGCCAAGAAGUAAACUUCUUCUGACCUCAUCUUGACAAAUCUUUGUCUUGACAAACCCAACGGCUCUUCUAAGAGCCACCCACAACUCCAAGAAAGAAUCAAUUGUGAAACUUUUUUUUCUCUCUCAAAAGUUUUAAAAUAAAGAA
This is a messenger RNA of Strongylocentrotus purpuratus (purple sea urchin), 885 nucleotides long. Its product is annotated as histone H1, gonadal-like. Gene Ontology annotation, molecular function: structural constituent of chromatin; DNA binding. Lineage: Eukaryota; Metazoa; Echinodermata; Echinoidea; Camarodonta; Strongylocentrotidae. The record is from RefSeq and is a predicted model, not a curated record. The coding region runs from base 24 to 752 and encodes 242 amino acids. The transcript has a single exon. Gene Ontology annotation, cellular component: nucleosome. Gene Ontology annotation, biological process: nucleosome assembly.